Messenger RNA from Cladophialophora carrionii CBS 160.54, 1599 nucleotides. RefSeq lists its product as uncharacterized. The coding region runs from base 1 to 1599 and encodes 532 amino acids. The record is from RefSeq and is a predicted model, not a curated record. The transcript has 2 exons. NCBI's taxonomy places the organism in Eukaryota, Fungi, Ascomycota, Eurotiomycetes, Chaetothyriales, Herpotrichiellaceae.
AUGGCCAGCACCACUAGCGACACCACCAGUUCGCUGACCACUGUCGACUCUACCAGCAGCCCAACGACCUUGGUUACCAGUACCACCUCAGAUACGUCGUCCACCACAACGACGACGAGUUCCUUGCCUCCUCCGACAUCCAGCACCACUUCUGAUCCGCCCAGCAGCAGCACUCCCACCUCGAGCUCUACCACAUCUAGCACAACCACGACUACGUCCUCUCCUCCGCCUCCACCCUCAUCCUCGACGACCACCACAUCGAGUCCGCCUCCACCUCCUGUCACAACGUCCUCAACCACGACUACCUCUAGCCCACCUCCACCGCCCACAACAUCGUCAUCCACGACUACCUCUAGCCCACCUCCACCGCCUCCCACAACAUCGUCAUCCACGACCACAUCGGAGCCGCCACCCACUUCAUCCGAGUCGAGUACCUCUAGUGCAACUCCGGUAGUGAUCACGACCUCAACCUCCUCGGUCGUGUAUGAAACAAGCACAGCGUUCGUCACCCAAACUCUCCCAGUGACCUCAUCAGAUGGUGUCGCCGGCUACACCACAAUCACCUCAGUCGUCAUCACCACGGAAGCAGCCACCACAAUUGUCGAACCAGCAACCUUUACGAGCACUCCGGGUGCUCCGACGCUCGUUGCGGCUAACAGCGACAGCAGCAGUUCUUCGGGCUUGUCGACAGGUGCGAAAGCCGGCAUAGGCGCCGGUGUCGGUGUCCUUGUUUUAGCCGCCGCAAUCUUUGGAGGUUGGUACAGCUGGUUCAUGCGACGCCGGAGGAAACGACAAUCCUACUCGGCCAGCGAUCGAUACUCGGACAAUCCUCUGGGCCCGGAAAUGACUGGACUGGGCAUCGGAGGCGGAGCAGCAGCAGGAAUGGGUGCAAUGGCCGCCGUAUCGGGUUACCGCGAUACCUCAAACCGCUCAGAUAGACUCACAGACGUCACCCGCUCAGACCUCCCAUCUCCACCGCUUCCAUCCCCACCGCCUCGGUCUCCGGAUCGUCUUCUACCACCUACUGCGGCAACAAUCCGGAGCUGGGGCUCCACUUCUCCGCCUCCCCAGGGCUACCCAGGCCCUUCCAACAUGUCCGUAUCCGACCAGAGUGAAUACUCGCAAGGAAACAACCAGUAUGCGUCCCACUUCGGGAACCAGUAUCCACAACAACAGCCGCCUGCUGGUGUAGCGGCAGCAGGGGGGGGCUACUUUCCUCCUCCCAACGAGUUACCCGACAAUUCAAGAAACAUCCAUCAGCUACCCGAUGACGUUCCGCCGCAUCCCAAUGACCGCUCGUUCCCCAACGACGAUGUCAUGUCCCACCAAUCCUAUCAACAAGCCAACAUGGGCCACGAUGGGUAUUGGUCUGGACAACCGUCAGCGCCUUCGGCACCGUCAGCACCAUCAGCGCCAUCUGCGCCCUCGGCACAAGAGUCUUACGAAUUACCCGGACAGAGUCCUCGGCCUGGGCCGGCGCAACCUGCCCAAGGACAAGGAGGAUAUCGCGGUGUGGAUCCGGAAGUGCCGCUUCACCAGCGCAUGGAAGGAAGAGUACCUUAUCGGCCCGGUCAUUUAGGGGCGUCACAUAAUUUCUGA